GCCAAUAAACGUCCCUUUUGUUGUAGUUUGACGGGGAGCCGUGGAAAACACACCACCACACCGCACCCUGUCAUUUUUCUCGCCAGAUCACAGUUAACUUUCAACUCGACUUAAAGUAACCUCUCUAUUUUUUAAAAAAUAAAUCAUGGCAGCGUUAGCCACAAAUUCGAAGACUUCAUUUCAACCGGAGUCUGACGUUCACAUCACCUAUGAAGACCAGCAAAUGAUUAACAAAUUUGCACGACACAAUGCUAAGUUGGAUGAACUGAAAGAAGAAAUCAAAACUAAAAAGGAGUAUCUAACAAACCUCCAAGAUGCCUGUGAUGAACUUGCCCUACUGGAAGGUGAUGUUGAAAAAGUACCCUUCUUUAUGGGGGAAUCCUUUAUAACUCAAAACUUUGAAGACACUCAGAGCUCCCUUGAAGAAGCAAAAUCUCGAGCAGAGUCAGAAAUGGCAGAAAUAGAUCAGAAAUGCGGAGACAUUAAGGAAAUUAUGUCAGAUCUCCGUGCCAAGUUAUACGCUAAAUUUGGAAAUCAUAUCAAUCUAGAAGCUGACGAUGAUUGAGUCAAUGCGAGAUUUGUUUAUUGUUUUACUUACACAAUUGUUUCAUUAAUCUAUUUAUCUAAUUCACAAACAUCAAUAAGGACUUCAAAGCAUUUUGUUCAUCUUGAACUCAUCAGAACUGCAAUAAUUACAACUGAUUCAAUAAAUAUUUAACUGUUCUAAUA
Molecule: messenger RNA, 729 nt
Organism: Frankliniella occidentalis (western flower thrips)
Lineage: Eukaryota; Metazoa; Arthropoda; Insecta; Thysanoptera; Thripidae
Gene: Pfdn4
Product: prefoldin subunit 4
Exons: 4
Coding region: 146-565 (139 amino acids)
Biological process (GO): protein folding
Cellular component (GO): cytoplasm; prefoldin complex
Source: RefSeq, a predicted model, not a curated record